AUGAAAUCCCCAAUAGUAACAGAGAAUUGUCGUAGAACAAAAACAAAUCCAGAUCAAAGUUCGUUAAUUAGCUAUUCUACAAAUAAGAGUUGUGUCUCAAGUGUAAAUUUAUUAUUAAUAAAUAGGAACUGAAGACUCAAGUAAAAGUAGCUUGUAAAGUAUUAUGUGAAAUGAGAGAAGAUGAAUCAAGCAAAUUAGCUUUGAAAUUUACCUAACUUAGAAUUGUAUUAGCAACUUAAUCUCUACUUCAUAAAUUAUAAAAGUAUAAAUCUGCUAAACUAUAAACAUACUUUUGGAUUUUAAAAUAAGAAAGAAAAACAUUAUAUACUAAUGGUUUCGUAGAUUUAAAUGAAAUUAAAUAUCUUCCACCUGUUAUAGAGGAUUUAUCUAACAAUUAAAUUAGAUAAUAAAUAUCUCAAGAACAAUAAUAGGAAAUUCCAACUGCUAAGGUAAUUGUACUUUAUCAUAUUUUGAAUAAACUUUUAAGCUAACAGUAAAAGUAAUCAUUUAAAAGGAUUAAGUCUCAAUCAAACUAUUGUAGAGCAAUUUUACAAAUCACUAAUUUUAUCAAAUAAUGUCAUAAGAGGUCUUAAUAUCUAAGUAUUAUAAAUAUAAUGAGAUGCAAUCAAAACAGAAAGAUAUUAAAGACUAGUGUUCUUGAUUAAAAUCAUAUGAUUUAACCAGAAGAGGAAUAGUCAACUAUUUAAUAGGAAGUUGAAAUGUCAAUAAAAGAAUAAUUGGCGAUUAAAUUUGCAAGUACUACAAUUUUAAGUUCAAUAUUAAAUGAAAAAAUAAAAAAACAUUAAUUUUCUUUGUUUUUUAAUAUUGUAAGGGGGCAAUUAUUAAAUAAAUAGUUAAGUUUUUCCUAAACGAAUGAAAUUACUUAGAUUUAUGAAUAGUCAUUUAUAGAUCAAAAUCCUAAUCGAAUUAAUAAUGGCACUUAGCGUAUAUGUCUAAUAUUGAAUGCUAGAUUAAAAGAUUAUUUUAUAGAAAUAAAGACAUAUAGAUCGAAAAAUGAAUUUUAAAAUGUAGAUACUGUUAAUACAUUAAUUUCUAAGAAGAGUUCAGAAUUAUCUGAUAGUGAUUAAUAUUAAGAUCUUUAUACAUAAAGAAUAUUGCCUUCAUAAUCUCAACAAUAUGAAUAAGAGAAUGAAAAUGAAAUUUAAAUAAGUGAAGGUAAUAACGAAUUUAAAAUGCCUUGUUCUUUAUAACAUAUAAAUGAUAUUGAUGAUUCUACAAAAGAAGGAGAACAAAAUAAAUAAGAGGAUGAAAUGUAAUAGCAGUAAAGUAAAAUUAUUGAAUAGAAAACGAAGAAUAAUGAUUUAAUUAAGAAUGCUGUGAAAUCUUAUUGUAAUAAAGAAUAGAAAAAGUAAGUUUUAUAGGAAACUCCAAGAAUAUCAUAAAUAGAUAAAUGUUAGAUGAGAGAUGAAUAAUAGAAUAAGAAAAGGAAAUAAGUCAUGAAAUAAUUCUAAAUUCUUUAUAUGAUUGGAAUUUGCAUAUCUAUUUUGAUCAUAUUGAUUUUAUAAUGA
Paramecium sonneborni is the source of this 1529-nucleotide messenger RNA. Lineage: Eukaryota; Ciliophora; Oligohymenophorea; Peniculida; Parameciidae. The record is from the annotation of a GenBank genome assembly.